UUUCAAUACAAUUGCGAAAUUACUAAUACCGUCAUACAUAUUACAUGCGCGGCCGUCAGUUGGCUUCUGUUUUGUGUAUAAUUUGUUUAAAAACUAUUUGACAAAUGGCAAAAUACUUUAAUUUUAAUAUUUAGAUAUUAAUAUUAGAUUAUGUGUACAUAAGAAUUAUGUAAUAUUAUUUAUGAAAAAGUUAAUACUGCACUGUGUUAUGUUUUGGCGGCAUUACUAUAAAGCUACCAAAAUAGAUCUCCUUGUGUUUUAAUAUAUAAAUGUUCUAGUGCAUAAAUAAAUGCUCCAGUAAAAUUCAAGGUUUCUCAUAGGAAAUAUGUUGAAGUGAUAACUUGUGUUUAUAGUGAUUUUAAACCAAUGCACUAAUAAUGGAGAAUCCGACCGUUAGUGAAUUGCGGUCAAGGUCCCGGUCUAAAACACCCUUCCUAAGAUCGAGCUGUGAUCGUGAAAACUGCAUAGAAAGUGAGGAGCAUACUCAUCAAAAAACAGGACGCAGAACACCUAUCAAAAGAAGCACACCUAUCAAGCAGCUACAGCCCCCAUCAAAAAAAGGCAGCAUAGAAACAGUGCAAGAACAAGAUGAAACCCCACCAGCCCAUCGCACAAGACUGUCUACUAAAACGGAAAAACUUGUCAAAACAUCAGACUAUUCUUCUGAAGAGAGUCUGGAUAGACUUAAGGCCCAUAAGAAAGAGAUUUAUCAGAACGAACUCAACAGCCAGUAUGAGAGUGUUUCAAGUUCACGUCACUACAGAACGCUCGCUGACGUCACCCUUAGCCCCAUAUCACAUAAUUUGACGCAUGACAGGUCGUCCCGUAUUGGAAGUCCUACCUACAGUGCCUGUUCAACAGACAGCUCCUUCGCAGAACAAGCACUGGCCGACGCUAGUGCUCUUUUAGACAAGGAACCGAACCACGACCAUCUACCUUAUCGGCUUUAUAAAAUGGCGGGAGAGUACUGGAACAAAUACCCCAAAACAGACUACACAUAUUCCCCAAUGUCUCGGGAUCGCGUGGAGCUGGCUCCGGGGCAAGUGGCCGUCCCAAAUAUGUCUCGUCGCUCUCUGUCCCAAUUCCGGGUGCAAGGUCCUAACACAGUGGACGAACCGGACAAGAUUGUGUCCACUUGGACAAGUACAACUACGAGGAAACGUUUCACGACGGUAGAGAGUUCUGACGAUGAGAGCCCGUAUAUUCAUAACGGUUAUGGCGCGAGAGAGGAAAAAUUGUGGUUUACUCAACUAUUGGCAACAAUACUAACUACGAUCCGUACAAGCACCCGUAACGCUUAUAGGAAAGUGGUUGGCCCGUCCCAUAGAUAUCCUUAUACUGACAGGAGGCCCGCUAAAGCUGGCGUUAUAUCACAAGCUGCAAGCGUCGUUACGGCGCCUUUCUACUGGAUAUACACUCUCAUCACUUCCGUCAUCACCACAACGGUGACUACUGUCACUGAAACGAUUUCCCCGAGUAAAGCAAUUCCAACUGAAAAACAUCGAGCUGUAUAUAAUAAGCAUGAGGGUGGGAAAUGGAAGCUGUGGCCACUUUUGCUUUUAUUACCGGCUGUUGGAUAUGGAUAUUAUAAAUACAAUGAUCGAGUACUGGAUACGUAUGCGCCCCCGAUAAUCGAUCAAGACGCGGACUUGACCAAACGAGUUGCGGCGCUCGAAACGUGGGCCCUAAACGUCGAUAAUCGAUUUAAACAUGUCGAUGAAAAACUAUCGAAAAUCGAUAACUUCGAAGCCCAAAUCGAGCACUAUUCGUUUAAGAAUUUGCAACAGAAUUUGAUACAGAUUUUAAGCAUGGACGAUAAUAGUGAAGCUAUUGCCAGUAAACUUAAGGAACACUUCGAUAAAAAUUACAUUUCGAAGGAUGAAAUGCAAAUACUGAGUCAGCAGAUACACGAGAGAUUGAUCAGUUCGUGGAAACCAGAUAUGAGUGAAGAUGAUAUUAGGAGAUUAGUUCAGGAGUAUCUGUUGACUGUGGAGAAACGGCAGAUGGCGGUAAUAGUUGAAAAGGUUAAGGAGUAUGUAGGAAAUAUGGCGGCACCUGGAGGUGGAGAUGACCCAAGCCAUUAUGACUCUGAGGAGAUCCAAAAACUGGUGAUGAGUAUGCUGGAGAUCUACGAUGCAGAUAAGACCGGAUUGGUGGAUUACGCGUUGGAGUCGGCAGGCGGUCAAGUUAUAUCGACGCGCUGUACCGAACUAUACCAGAUCAAGACGAAGCAGUACUCGAUCCUCGGUUUGCCAAUUUGGUGGGUUUACACGUCGCCACGUUACGCUCUAACGCCAGGGAAUAUGCCCGCUGAAUGCUGGGCUUUCCAGGGUUUCCCAGGAUACCUGGUAAUUCGUACAUACGCAAUCAUCGAAGUAACGGGUUUUUCAUUGGAGCACAUGUCUCGUUUGCUGGCUGCUGAAGGGAAGAUUGAAUCCGCCCCUAAAUACUUCUCAGUUUAUGGACUGCAUGGUGAAUUGGACCCAGAGCCACAUUUAUUCGGCAACUACGUGUACGAUGCUAAUAGCACGGCCAUACAACACUUCCCUGUUCAAUACCCCAAGACCACCAACAUUGGGGGUAUAGAAUACCCAGUCGCUUACGACAUUGUCGAACUGCGGGUCGAGAGUAACCAUGGCAACCCUACAUACACCUGUGUUUAUAGAUUUAGGGUUCAUGGCAACCCUUUGAAUGAUAUAAGACAAGCCACGGAUGAUAGUAUUAGAGACAGUGAAACAUAGUAGUGGCCUUAUAACUUUAGUACAAAGUGACUUAAUGUGUUCCGAUUUAGCGUUAGUGUGACCAUUUAACGGUGAGGAGUUUCCUCGCUUUGUGAAAAAAAUUGGUAGAAUUUUAAAAAUAUACAUUCUUGAUUGUAACAUUUUAAUUCAAUUAUCAAAGGUGUUGCAAUAACUCAAAUCCCUAAUCUCAAUACCGCACAAGGCAUACGCUUAGUUCGUUAUAUAAGGUAGAUUAAGUUUUAUAUUUUAACUAUUCAAUGUACUAGUAAGCGCUGCGCGUUAAGUACAAAGUCAGCUUUUAUCACUUGACGAGGUCAUCGACCCUUAAUGGCAACAGCUGAUUAUUGUUAAGUUUUUACCCAAUCACAGCAUGUUUACUAGACUCAUCUUAUACAAACAAGUACGUUGGCCCUAGACAUAAAUACUUAGUGACCCAUUCGUAAUUGGUCACGUGACCACGCGUGAGUGAUGUCAUUCCCAUACAAUUUUAUUUUAGGAUUUGUCUAAAGCCGAUUUCCAUAAGUAUAUUGUUCCAUUUCGCGCAUUGCAUUAGAGUAGAAUUUUGUACAAAAAACAAACAUACACCACAAGAACGUGAUAUUAAGCCUCGAAUCUACUGUUAAGCGCAGGAGUCCUUGAUAAGAAUUUUUAAACUAUUCUUUAGGACUUUAAUUUAUUGAAAAAAAAAUUGUAUUCAGUUAAUAGUUGAAUAGGAAUAAAAUCUAAGUUAGUAUAUUGAGUUCUUUCAAAAGGUUCUUAUAUACCUAGUCUUGCCAUAAAUACUGAAAUAAAGAAAAACAAAAUUUAUUGCAAAUAACAUUUAUUACUUUUACAGUGUGUUAGUUUAAUACAUAAAUAUAAAAAGCUUAUUCGAAGUGGUCUUCAUUGACUGCAAUACAGUCCUUUCAAUGUUGAGGCCAGAUAUCAAUAGAAGCACGCACUCUUUCCAUGGGAAAAUUCUUCACUGUCAAUCGUACGGAUUGUUUUAGGGACUCCAAAUUUUCAUGGCGUCUAUAGAAUGCCGUACUCUCUAAAACUGAAUAUAAAUUAAUCCACCUGACCAGAACUUCAGCUCUGAAUAGACCGAGCUUUAUGACCCGGCGCCCAGUCUUGCUGGAAGGACCAUUCUUGGUUAUUAAACAUGGUGUUGUAAAGGGGCUUCAAUACCUUCUCAAGAAUGGUAUCUUGAUACACUUGUGGCAAUGUUUUGAUACCUUUUUCACUAAAGUAGGGCUCAGUCACUCCUUCAUAGCUAACACCCCACCAAACCAUCACUGAAGUCAGAUAGUGCCCACGUUACAGCCUCUUUAGAGUUUUGAGCAUAAAUACGGUCAUUUUGUUUGUUAAAAUGUUGCUAAAUUGUAAAAAAAUCUCUUCCCUAAACAAAAUUUCUCAGCGACUGAAGCUUACCGCUUCAGUAGUUGUUUCGAUUUUACCACCUCUUUUUUAAAUUAUCAGUUAAGAAAUGACCAAUACGUCACUUAUAGGCUACAAAUCUUAAGUGCUAUCUUCAUCUUCCGAGAUACAGUCGUUUGCUUUCAGACAGGAUUUCAUCGAAUUCUUUUCCAACUGUUUAGACCACCCUUUUCGUACGAACACUACAUGGACGGCCAGAUCUUUUUCUGUCACAAACAGAGGAGGUCUCGUUGUACCUAUUAAUAGCCUGGUACACCAACAUUUUACUAAAACCAAGCAUAUGGAGAGUUUUAAAAAUGGAAUUUGGCUCCAUACCUACUUUGAGUAAUGCGAUCACAGCGAUUCGGUUCUCUUUAUCACCCCACUCCAUUUUAAUAUCGCAAAAUAUUGUAUAAUUUAUUGGCGCCAAAAUGAGAAAACCCAAUAAAUAAUCGUAUAAAAAUGACAGAUUCCAAAUUCAAAUUUAUUAUUUUUAAUUGCAACAGUAUUUAUGGCCAGACUAAGUGGACAACAUAAAAUUAUGUAUUUACGCAUUGGUAUUUCUAACUAACGAACGGGCAGUCCAUUUACUAUUAUGAUAACGCUCCGUAAGUCGUAUGUUAGGUAUAGCAAGUCCGAGCAAUAAUUUUAAAUUAGUUUUAGUGAAGGAACUAGUCCAAUUUAGUUAAUAAUUUUUAUGCCAAUUAUAUUGAAUUACGUUUUAAUCGUUAUCAUCAUGUUUUCGUAUAUAUUGAGGAAGUACACAAGUAACACAUAUGUAUUAAACUCACUUUAUAAAAACUUAAUUUGACAUUAAGUUUGAAUACUAUCUUUAUAUAGCUUUACCAAUUUCCGGUCAGACACAAUUCGGCGGUCAGAGUUAAAUGUUUUAGUUAAAAAAGUGUAAACAGACUGUUUUAGUUUUUAUAAAUGACAGUUUUAGAAUUGCAAGAAAACAUAUUUAUACAUUUAACAGAACCAGUACAAAAGCAUAGAAAUUCAAGUUUUUAGCAAUUAUUGUUUGUUGAUUGGCUAUUUAAUAAUUAAUAGUUAAAAAAUAAACGAUACAAAUGAGGCAGCUCGAAUUCUUGAAGUUACAUUAAUCAAAAUAACGACGCAUAACGAAAAUAAUAUCUUUUACAAUAAAAAUUGAAUGAUCUAUAUAUGUAAUGUGGCAUGUUGAAGACUUUGAUCUGCUUUUUCUCAGAAUAGAGCAAGUAUAAAGCAUCUAGACCCUGAUCUUAAUAGAAAAUUUUAGCAAGGAGAAUAAUACCUUUAAUAUACUUCUUUGUGGUGUUUUUAUAUAAAAAUACUGUGUUUAUUACUGUAUAAUAUGAUUGUUGUUCAUUAUGUAUUAUAAUACCAAGUUUCCUCACAGUGUCUUAUUGGAUUGUUAAUAUAUAGUACUAUUUAUUAAUAACGACAAUAAAUUCCAGUAAUCAUAUAAAUUAUUACUAAUUGAAUAACUAAAACUUCGAGAAUAUCGUACAAAAAUACUACAAUAUAUUUUCGUAAUAUGUAUAUAAAAAUUAAAUUUUCUACAGUUUUAUAUACGUGUAAUGCCUGAUUGUAUGAAUUUAUAAAAUGUUUCAGUGUAUUUUAACUUAUUUCUUUGCUGUGUGAAUUCUUUUAUAAGCUAAGGUUAGUGUUUUACCAUAAUGCUUCACCGAAAUUGUAUAAAUGUGUUGUUCCAAUUAAAGUUUUAAUAAAAUA
Messenger RNA from Pieris brassicae (large cabbage white), 5849 nucleotides. RefSeq lists its product as uncharacterized. Gene Ontology annotation, cellular component: nuclear envelope; meiotic nuclear membrane microtubule tethering complex. The transcript has 12 exons. Gene Ontology annotation, biological process: nuclear envelope organization. The record is from RefSeq and is a predicted model, not a curated record. NCBI's taxonomy places the organism in Eukaryota, Metazoa, Arthropoda, Insecta, Lepidoptera, Pieridae. Gene Ontology annotation, molecular function: protein-membrane adaptor activity. The coding region runs from base 378 to 2741 and encodes 787 amino acids.